CCUUCCUAGGACCUUCUUAAAGCGGUGAUCAGAGGAAAAUCGCUGCUACGACUUAGAAAACAGAGAAAGAGCUGACAUUUAUUUGAGAUUACACAGUCUUGGCACGAAUUAUUUUGCUAUUUACAUCUGAGCUAUUGCGCUUAGUUACCUCGGCACAGCAUUCAUUUGCUGAAACUACUCCAGCAACCCAACCGGCUUUGAAUUUCGCACUUGUUGGCUGGGCAUUAUUCCAUUUCCCACAGUUAGCUAGCUAGCUAAAGGGAGCUAGACUAGCUAGCUAGCUAACUAACGUUCACUGCUACUUGACGGCCGGCAGCGUUUAAACUAAGCCUACUGUUAUUGUUGGGAUAGAAACUGUGAAAUUUGCCUGGUGUCCUGAGUCAGUCAUGGAGAACGAUGCCGGUGCUGAACUGAAGAAUGGUGAGGCUGCUGUGAGCCAAGUGAAGGAGCCGUCAACAGCCACAACUCCUUACAGAUACACCAAGGAGGAGCUUCUGGAAAUAAAAGAAUUGCCGUGCUCCAAUGAACGGCCAGAAUGUCUCUCAGAAAAAUAUGACAGUGAUGGUGUCUGGGACCCUGAGAAGUGGCAUGCCUCACUGUAUCCGACCUCAGAACGAAGUUCUCCAGUGGAAGGUUUUAAAAAGGACUAUGUGGAUGACAGAGGUCCUUUGAAACGUAGAAUUCAAGAUCCUCGUGAGCGACUAAAGGAGGAUGAUCUGGAUGUCAUACUCAGCCCGCAGCGGCGCAGCUUCGGAGGUGGAUGUCAGGGCAACGCUGCACCUGCAUCCCACGCCCGUCGCCCUAUUAGUCCCUUGGAGAAUAAAGAGAACGAGAGUCUUCGUCUGGGAGGGACACGCAGAAUUGGCAGUGGUCGCAUUAUUGCUGCCAGAGCCUUUGAGAGAGAAGCCCGUGUGGAGAAAGAGAGGGAGCGUGAGAGAGAUUUCAAGGAUAAAAGAUUCAGGAGAGACUUUGGUGACAAACGUGUUUUUAGUGAAAGGAGAAGGAAUGACUCGUAUGCAGAGGAGGAACCAGAGUGGUUCUCUGGAGGUCCCACAAGCCAGUCUGAGACAAUUGAGCUCAUUGGAUUUGAUGACAAGAUCCUUGAAGAUGAUAAGCGCAAGUCGAGGCGGUCAAGGAAGCGGACAGAAUCUCUGAAAGAAGUAGUGGAAUGUAAUGGUGGUCAGGCCGGGGAAGGUGAUGUGGUCAGAGACUCCACAGCUGAUCAGGAGGUUCCACACGCUGAGAUUCUGCCGGAGCAGCCAGCUGGAGACUUUGACUUCAACGAGUUCUUCAAUCUGGAGAAGACCAUGCCGGGACUGGCCUCUAUGAUAGAGGAUGUUUUGGGGGAGGGCCCUGUAUCGGCUAGCCGCUUCAGUCAGUGGUUCUCCAGCAACCUGAGCCCUUCAGGCAGCCACUCCAGCAGCCUGAGGUCCACUCCCCAUGAGGAGCUGGAAAGACUAGCAGGGCUUGAACCACGCUGCACCUCCCCUAGCCAGGGCCCUGCCCCAUACUUCACACCUAUUCAAUCAUCUGACCGCAAGGAGAAGGUGGACAUCCUGGAGUUGCUGCACAAGGCCAAAAUAGACUUGAAGCCCCUUCUGUCCAGCCUGUCAGUCAACAAAGCACGGCUACGUGAGAGCACUAAUUCGGGGGUAGUGCUGUCCUUGGAGGAAGUGGAGGGAGGAAUGAAGGGGAUGAAGCUGGGGUCAGAAUCACAGGUGCGAAAGGUACCUCCUCCACAGAGAGGAAAUGGCAGACCCUUCAUGGCUGAGCACUUGGAGGAAGCUUUAACUGGUGGCUCCAGUGCCCGGCCUCGCUCACGUGAUGCUGACAUGUCAGCCUUUAAUAAACUGGUCAGCACCAUGAAGGCAAGUGGAACUUUGCCAACUCACCCCAAAGCCAACACAAACAAUCAGCCUUCAGACCCUGCUCUGGUGACACUGCCUGAAGGUCAGGUGCCUACUCAGCAGCAGAAAAACAUAUUCCAGGAGCUCCUGGGAGGCCAAGGUCCUCCUCGAAGCGGAUCCCCUACACUACUUGGCAGUUUGUUGGCCAGCUCUGAAGGCCCCACAGCUCCUGCGCCUUUACAUGGCCUGCUACAAAAAAACCCCUCACCUCCUCUCUUUCCACAGAGGGCACCUUCACCGGACUACUUCCACAGUCGAUUGCAACCUUCAGCAGGGUUUCCUGUGGCUUCGCAGCCCAUGCUGCCAGAACAGUUUGCUGACAUGCACAGGUCUAUCAGCCCUGGACCCACUGCACAACAGCAGAUGAGGGCGCUCUCUAUGGCUGUGAAUCAGGCAGACUUGGAAGCCCUGGCCUACCAGCAGGAUCUGGCUCUACAAGGCCACCACCUAUUCCAGUCUAACUAUAAUAAGCAGCCACAGGAAAAGACCUAUCGAAAUAGACAGCCACGUAUAAAUCGCUCCCCUGGUCCUCAGCCUGCUGGAAGAAACUCUCCAGGCAACGCAGUCACCAGUAUGUUGUCACCAUCAUUUACGCCCACAUCUGUGAUCCGAAAAAUGUACGAAACAAAAGAGAAAACUAGAGAUGAACCAGGUAGUCAUCCAGAGGGCAAGGAGGAGGCAGCAGCAGCACACUCCCAAGAUGAUAGCAGCUCUCCAAACUCAUAUUUGGAAAGCAUGGAUGGGAGUGCCUCCCAGUCUGGUGGGGUGAAGGCCUGCUCUACUCCUUUGUCCUCACAGAUGUUGCCUGGUAAGGACCACGAGCGCCUCAGGCCAGGCACUGCUGGACAUCAUACUUCCACCAUGGUAUCUUCAGGGCCAGCCUCAGCCUUCCCUCGUCCCAUCUACCCAGUACCGCUGCUAUCCCAUGUACCCAUGGUGCGCCCUCCCCCACCCCAGCUUCACCCCAAUGUGGUGCAACGAAUGCUAGCACAGGGUAUCCAACCCCAGCAGCUUGGACCUGCUCUGUUACAAGCGGGCAUAUUUCCACCACAUGUUGACCUUGCACAACUUCAAGGCUUGCCCCCUGCCCUGCUAGGACAGCCAUUAUACCCUCUAGGUGCAACAGGGCAUCCUCUUCUACCUCCCAGAGCCAACACGCAGAUGCAGCUAGCAGUAAUGCAGCAGCAGCUUCAGCAACAGAGACCAAUACAUCCAAGUGUCCCAGGCCCUCAGUCGCAGAGCCAGGGCCCUCACCGGACAAACAGCUCCCAGCGACACGGGGGCAGUCCCCCUCUAGGCCUCGCCAAGUGGUUUGGAUCAGACGUGCUCGAGCAGCCACUCCCCUCCAUGCCUGCUAAAGUCAUAAGUGUAGAUGAACUGGAGUUCCGGCCGUGAGAAUUUGAAACACUAUGCUGGAUAGCAAGAUUUUUUUUUCCUUCCAUCUCCACCUCCCCAUUACUGGAAAAAAUGUGAACUUUAAUUUGAAAGAUGGUGCAAAGACCCAAACAGUCUGACCAUGCUUUGUCUUCAACCUUGAAGUCAAUGCUUGUGAUGAGGAGUAUCCUGUCCUUUAGAAAAGGGAAGAUGAGGGAUGGAGAUUUGUUUCUGCAGCUUUUUUUUUUUUUAUAACUUGUUUUCUUGCAGUAAAGAAUAAGUAAAUAAUGUAUAGUCCCAAAUUGUACAGACCAUGAGAAAUAAUCUUAUUUUCCCUGUACAUAGCUAUGGUUUCUUUUUCAUGGUAUGGGGAAGGUCAAAAACUAUCCUGCAGUUCAACUCAAACUGCCAGGGACUGCCAGAGACUAAGUAGAAUCACCAAGAGAUGGUAGCAUUCCUUUGUCUGGUCUUCCUAGUGUUAUCCCCCCCACCCCCCACCCCGUACCCCCUGAACUGCACUGAGAAAGGGCUACUGCAAGUCAAAGGUGUUUGAUUGUGGAGCAACCCUGAGUGUGUACCCUGCAUCAUGUGGCAUGGUUUGUGGCCCCACUCUGUAGAUAUGACUGGCUGGAGCAUUUCAGGAAGUCGACUGGGGAAGCAGCAAGUGCUGGUUGUGCCUUUCUUUCUGUGUAACCUUUUUUUCUUUUUUUUUUCUCUUUUUUUAAACUGUAUCCCCUCACACCUGUCACUGGGGGAGGCUGCACUGCUCACUGUAUUGUCAGUUUUUGAGGGUGGUUGGGAAUCAGUUUCUGCUUAUGUGCUGUUAAGUUAUAAAAGCACAAAUAGAAUUAAUAAAUAAAAUCUUCAGUAAAACUCA
This is a messenger RNA of Myripristis murdjan (pinecone soldierfish), 4158 nucleotides long. It is a transcript of the gene eif4enif1, whose product is annotated as eukaryotic translation initiation factor 4E nuclear import factor 1. Gene Ontology annotation, biological process: negative regulation of translation. The record is from RefSeq and is a predicted model, not a curated record. Lineage: Eukaryota; Metazoa; Chordata; Actinopteri; Holocentriformes; Holocentridae. Gene Ontology annotation, cellular component: nucleus; cytoplasm. The coding region runs from base 387 to 3302 and encodes 971 amino acids. The transcript is spliced from 19 exons. Gene Ontology annotation, molecular function: mRNA binding.